AAAAAACUUGUAAUUUACUCGUUUUUUCUUUCUUUUCCUUUUACGCAUCAUCUUCAAUCUUCAAACACAAACCCUAAAUCAAAAAUCCUAAAUUCAAUUCGAAACGAAGGUCGAAGAAAAUGAGUAAUUUGAGGACAGUUUGCAGACCUCAUCAUGCUGUAUACUCAUCCAUAACAUGCUGUUACAAUCGAGCUAGGUCUCGACCUCGAUCCAUUGUCAGUGCUUCGAAUUCGAUACGAAACCCUAAUUCCUUAAAACCUCGAUUAUCUUCUUCUGCAGCUUUCUAUCGAGGAACUGAUUCAUCAGAUGGUCAUAGAACGGAACCGUUGUGGUCUGGAUAUGGUAAUCGUCAGCGCAGGACGCUAGUUAGGGCUACUAAUUGGACUGAUGAGAAAUCUCCGUACGAUACCCUUGAACUAGAAGGAGAUGCUGAUGACGAGGAGAUAAAGCUGGCUUACAGACGUUUAGCAAAGUUUUAUCACCCUGAUGUUUAUAAUGGCAAAGGGUCUCUAGAAGAAGGAGAAACUGCCGAAGCUCGGUUUAUCAAAAUUCAAGCAGCCUAUGAAUUGCUUAUAGAUAGUGACGAAAGGAGGAAAUAUGAUAUGGAAAACCGAGCCAAUCCAAUGAAGGCAUCUCAAGCAUGGAUGGAGUGGCUAAUGAAAAAACGCAAGGCGUUUGAUCAAAGGGGUGACAUGGCGAUUGCCGCUUGGGCUGAACAGCAGCAGCGCGAGUUAAAUAUCCGUGUACGCCGUCUCUCUCGCUCAAAGGUUGAUCCCGAUGAGGAAAGAAGAAUUCUUGCAAAAGAGAAAAAAGCGUCAAUUGAGAAUUAUACCAACACUUUGAAAAGGCAUACACUUGUGUUGAGGAAAAGGGAUUUAUUGAGAAAGAAAGCGGAGGAAGAGAAGAAAAAACUCCUGAUUACUCAGCUUCUAGCAGCCGAGGGUCUCGAGCUUGCAUCAGACGAAGACGAUAAAACGUCAUAAGCCAUAUUUGCAAUCGCAUUUCGAUGUUUGAUAUUAUGUUUAUAGAAUGUAAAUUGGUUAAGUUUAUAAUUUGUUGUAUUGCUUGACAACAUGUAUAUAUGGCUUUAAAGAUACAAUACAAGAUACUUUAUGCAUAUC
This is a messenger RNA of Helianthus annuus (common sunflower), 1121 nucleotides long. RefSeq names its product NAD(P)H-quinone oxidoreductase subunit T, chloroplastic. The record is from RefSeq and is a predicted model, not a curated record. Lineage: Eukaryota; Viridiplantae; Streptophyta; Magnoliopsida; Asterales; Asteraceae. The transcript has 5 exons. The coding region runs from base 120 to 983 and encodes 287 amino acids.